This is a messenger RNA of Plasmodium fragile, 738 nucleotides long. RefSeq lists its product as uncharacterized. Bases 1 to 738 code for a protein of 245 amino acids. The transcript is spliced from 2 exons. Lineage: Eukaryota; Apicomplexa; Aconoidasida; Haemosporida; Plasmodiidae. The record is from RefSeq and is a predicted model, not a curated record.
AUGAUAUUCCGUGCGACAACCUCUAUACUCCUUUCGGUUCUGGGCUCCUGGCAAUGUCUCAACCACGUAAAUGAAUUCGGCACAUCAUGGAAACAUUCGGCCAAGCAACAUGACACUGUCGGUGUGAGGAUCAGUAGAUUACUAACGGUUGAGGUGUAUGUGCAAGCACCACCACCACAUAAUACAUUGCUCCUCAGUCCUGGUAAGGGUCCACCUACAAAAGUCGCAUCGAAGCAGAAGCCAGGACAGUCCGGUAAACCAACAUCGAAGGUUGGUGACGAAGGGUCGUUACCGCAAUCCCCAAAGAAUGGUGCACAAAGUGAACAGAAGGAAAAGACGCCAAAACGAACUGAAGUGAAGAGUGUAACGGAUAAGCACACACCAGAGCAGAAUAAUGCACGGCCCGUUAAUCCUAUUGGAGGCCCACUGAAAACAACUGCGCAGCGUGGGAAGUGCGCAAAACCAGAUUCUAAGGUUGGGACACAUGUGCCAUUACCAGCAUCAUGGAUUAAAGCACAAGUUGAAGCAACGACAAAGAAACUCCGAAGACUCUUCAGUGCAUGGAAAUAUACUAUAAUUAUGAAUAACUAUUUGAUUAUGUUCUUUCUGGUUCUUUUUAUUCCUGUUACAGCUGUAUCCAUCCUUCUGCUAUUCCUAAAGGGAGAAAGGAAGACUUUUAUAUUAGCAGUUGCUGUCACAGUAAUCCUAGGAACUAUGUACUUGAUCAUGUUAUUAUGA